This is a messenger RNA of Asparagus officinalis (garden asparagus), 2263 nucleotides long. RefSeq names its product subtilisin-like protease SBT1.5. The coding region runs from base 1 to 2154 and encodes 717 amino acids. The record is from RefSeq and is a predicted model, not a curated record. Gene Ontology annotation, biological process: proteolysis. Gene Ontology annotation, molecular function: serine-type endopeptidase activity. NCBI's taxonomy places the organism in Eukaryota, Viridiplantae, Streptophyta, Magnoliopsida, Asparagales, Asparagaceae. The transcript is spliced from 2 exons.
AUGGCCCUUUACUUAGCUCUCCUCUUCUUCUUGCUAUCAAAUCUUACUCAUUUUUUAAGCCACGGCAAGCUUCUCCCAGUGGUCAAUGAUCAAGGAGGCAAUCCUGGCCAGACGCAAACCUACAUCGUUCAUGUAGUAAACACCAAGGAAGCUGAGCUUCUCAGCGAUAUAGAUCUUGAAAGGUGGUACGAAUCCUUUCUACCUAACAACACUCUAGACUCAGGAGCACCUCGUUUGGUGUACUCGUAUCGACACGCAAUCAGCGGUUUUGCUGCGAGGCUAACUCCUACAGAAGUGAAGGCUAUGGAAGGUAAGGAAGGCUUCUUAUAUGCCCACCCUGACAAGCUGUAUCACCUUGAAACCACUUAUACCCCUGAGUUCUUGGGGUUGAGCAAGCCAUUCGGAGGAGCAUGGGAUGGCACCAUGUAUGGCGAAGGCAUCAUAAUCGGAAUUCUUGACACUGGAAUUUUUCCAAACCAUCCUUCUUUCAGUGACAAUCUAAUGCCUCCUCCACCUACCAAAUGGAAGGGUAAGUGUUAUUACCUCCGUUGCAAUAAUAAGAUCAUCGGUGCAAGAGCAUUCCACAAUGGAACCAGUCCUUCCCCAAUAGACAGAGAAGGGCAUGGGACCCACGUUGCAGGCACGGCUGCAGGCAAUUUCGUGGACGACGCCAACGUUCUUGGAACGGCCAAGGGUAAGGCUUCUGGAAUGGCACCUAAAGCUCACCUAGCUAUCUACAAAGUGUGCUUCGAGGCUGGCUGUCCGGGGACUGAUACGCUUAAAGCCAUAGAUCAGGCUAUCAUGGAUGGAGUCGAUAUAAUCUCCAUGUCAAUUAGUGGUGACCCUAAUGCGACAUUCUAUUUUGAUUCAAUCGCACAAGGUUCACUAGCAGCAUUCAAGAAGGGAAUCUCCAAUUUUGCAUCCGCAGGCAAUAAUGGCCCUGGAGAAGAUACAUUGGCCCAUAGUGCCCCGUGGGUUUUUACAGUAGGAGCGAGCUCAACUGACAGAAGAAUAAGCGCAGCUGUAAAGCUCGGAAAUGGAAUGGAACUACAAGGAGAAACUGCCUUUCAACCCCUAUCUUUCAAUUCCUCCGAAUAUUUACCCAUUGUAUUUCCUUACAAAUAUAGUGGGGAUUUUGAUGCUUUGUUUUGCCUAAAUGGCACAUUAGAUCACAUCGAUGGAUAUACCACAUCUUCUGAAGCUCAUAUCCUUCCAGCUGUCCAUGUUAGCUUUGUGGAUGGGAUAAAGAUCAGAGACUACGUUAUGAUGUCAAACUCCACUCCUACUGCAGCAAUCAAGUUCAACUACGCACAAUAUGGAUUCAGACCAUCUCCAGCAGUCGCUUCUUUCUCCUCUAGGGGUCCAAGCAAGAUGAAUGGCGACAUCUUGAAGCCAGAUGUCCUUGCACCAGGCGUGAACAUUCUAGCAGCAUGGCCAUCUGGAGUCGGACCUAAUCCUAACCCGUUCAUCUUUAAAAACUUCAACUAUUUGAGCGGCACCUCCAUGGCCGCUCCUCAUGUUUCUGGAAUCGCCGCUUUAAUCAAGUACAAACACAAGCAGUGGUCGCCAGCAGCGAUCCAAUCCGCCAUCAUAACCUCGGCCAAGGAGCUAGAUCUUGACGGGAACCCCAUCAAGGAUGAGGCGAACAAUGAGACAGCUGGUAUCUAUGCCACAGGAGCGGGCCAGUUGAAUCCAGCCGGGGCGAUGGAUCCUGGUCUCAUUUAUGACCUAACUCACUACGAUUUCAUCUCAUACCUCUGUGGCCUAGGGUACAACGACAGUGAAGUGUUCUGGACAGUUGGCUAUUUUGUUCCAUGCUCCCUACACAAAAAGACCAGCCCGUCACAGCUGAAUUACCCCUCCAUCGCAGUAUCUCUCAGCUCAAACUCAAGGACCCAGAUCGUGCAACGAACAGCGACGAACGUAGGGGAUGCUCACGAGGUUUACCAGGCACGGGUCCAGGAGCCGCCCGGGGUCAGCAUGUACCUUUCUACGUACCAACUUUCGUUUUCUAGAGUCCAGCAGGUCAAGGACUUCCAUGUCACCCUCGUCAUGAGGCGAUCACCAGGGAAAGGGCUGGUUUCAAGGGGGAAACUCGAGUGGGUUUCGAACAAACAUGUUGUUACAAGCCCUGUCGCUGUCAGAUUCGCCUAAAUCCGACCAAACAUGGCGUCAUCUGUGGAUCCUAUGCGCAUAUCACAGUAGUAUUCCUAUGCUGAAUAAUAAUGAAUGUAAUGAUAAAACGAACCAAGGCAAAAGGUGU